AUGAGCGAACUCCAGAAAUCGUUCGCCAAGUCUAAAUUGGCUAAAUUUCCCCCUGAAGCUCCAGGAUUUGAUAUGUAUAGUCCUGAUAAGAUAUCGAAGGUAAGAGAGGAUGAUAGCUUGUCUUCUUCCUCCUUAUCUUCUACUGGAACUAUGAUUCCAUCGCCAACAAGGCAUUUGUUUGCUCACUCCAGACAAUCAUCGAAAUCAUUAAGCUGGAUAGACUUCUUCGCACAGGAGCUGUUUCUAGCUGAAGAGACGGACGAUCUCCAGAUCAUCCACCAUGUGUACCUGACACCGCCAAGUGAAAAGGGAGCACUAUUUGUGAUGCACCAUGGUGCAGGCUCAUCAGGUCUUUCGUUCGCAACAUGUGGCGAUGAGAUCCGCAAGAUCCUUCCCAAUGCAGGUAUCCUGUCUAUCAAUGCAAGGAACCAUGGCCGCACUACCGUAGUCCCUAAAGAACAGAGUCUGGAGACUACCAACCCAUCAGCAGCAGAUGCUGCCGAGGCUGAGGCUAAAAGCCAGAUAGAGCCAGAUUUGAGUCUAGAAACACUAAGCCGAGAUCUGGUUUAUGUUAUUCGGCAGACCCAAUCUCGGAUGGGCUGGGAAGUUCUCCCAGAUAUCAUCCUUGUCGGACACAGUUUAGGUGGAGCUGUUAUCACACACGUAGCGAAGGGCGGCGAGCUGGGCUCAAAGCUUCUAGCUUAUGCGGUACUGGAUGUCGUAGAAGGAUCUGCCAUGGAUGCUCUUCAAAGCAUGGAAAAGUACCUCUCCACACGACCGAUGCGAUUUUCAUCCCUAGAGUCAGCUCGUGCUUCCGUUCCAUCUUUACUUUACGAAGAAUCUCUACCAAUCGAUACGAAUCGCCCAUGGGUAUGGCGCACGAACCUGUCCGCAACAAAGCCAUUCUGGGAAAACUGGUUCAUCGGCUUGAGUCAAAAGUUCCUCACCGCACGGGGCGGAAAGUUAUUGCUCCUCGCAGGGACUGAUAGAUUGGAUAAAGAACUGAUGAUCGGCCAGAUGCAAGGGAAAUACCAGCUUCAAGUGUUUCCUGAAGCAGGCCACUUUGUCCAGGAAGAUCAGCCGACGAAGACAGCUCAGGUACUAGCAGACUUUUACAAGCGUAAUGAUCGGAGUGCAUUGGUUCUUCCGCCUAAAGUGGCAGAUAUGCAAGCUGCCACAGCAAUGAAGAAAGGAUCUGGUGCCUUGGAAAAGAAUGCGCACUUGAGAUAG
Messenger RNA from Penicillium taxi, 1230 nucleotides. It is a transcript of the gene ppe1, whose product is annotated as putative ribosomal protein/carboxylic ester hydrolase (Ppe1). The transcript has 5 exons. Gene Ontology annotation, molecular function: protein methylesterase activity. Bases 1 to 1230 code for a protein of 409 amino acids. Gene Ontology annotation, biological process: protein demethylation. NCBI's taxonomy places the organism in Eukaryota, Fungi, Ascomycota, Eurotiomycetes, Eurotiales, Aspergillaceae. The record is from RefSeq and is a predicted model, not a curated record.